UUGAGAUUUUCAGGUUAAAAAUGGCGCUGUUUAAAUUUCGGCGACAAGAAAGCGAGGUAAAAUGGCCGACAGCAACCCCGGCAGGAGUUGAAGCCUUCAAAGAGUUCUACGAUGCUGAAACAUUUCAGGAAACCCUGGACUCCUUCAAAAGAGUUUGUAUCGGAGCCAACGUUUCAAGGGGAGGAAGAUAUUCGGAAUUUUUUCCUUAUCUCAAAGCGGCUUAUAAGGAUGUGCUACCCUACAAGUACAAGGAAAUCUGGAAAAUUCUGGAGAAGAAAGCUAAGCAAGAAUUAUAUGAGAGGAAUACUAUUGGACAUAUAGAGAGGAAUAGAGUUUUGGUGGUGGGUGCUGGACCAGUAGGUCUUAGAACUGCUAUAGAGGCCCAGCUACUGGGAGCUAGAGUCGUACUAAUAGAAAGACGACCUUCAUUCACAAGAAAUAAUGUUUUAAAGCUCUGGAAGUUUCUGAUAGAGGACCUCAAAUCCUUGGGGGCUAAGAAGUUCUUUGGAAAAUUUGCAACCGGAUCCAUCAAUCAUAUAAACAUCCGGUCCCUUCAGUUGAUGUUGGUUAAAAUCAGUUUAAUGUUGGGAGUUAUCAUCUACGCUCCUUGCAAAUUUGUUCGACUAGCUGAACCAUCAUUAACAGAAGAAGGAGCUUUGAUCGCUGGUUGGCAGGCAAUAUUUGAAGAGAAGGAGAAGGAAGCGGAGGGGUAUGUUUUUGACAUAAUAAUAGGAGCUAGUGGGAAGAAUUGUGUUCUGGAUGGUUUCAGCAGAUACAGCCUGGAUGCCCGGCUUGCUAUUGCUAUAACGGCAAACUUUGUAAAUCGGUGGAGCUCCGAGGAGGCAGCAGUUGAGGAGAUAGGAGGACUCAGCAGGCAAUACGAUCAGGACUUCUUUAAAGAAAUGCAUCAGGAAACAGGAGUUGAUCUUGAGAAUAUUGUAUAUUAUAAAGACGAGGUUCAUUACUUUGUGAUGACCGCUAAGAAAGAAAGUUUGCUGAAGGAAGGGGUUCUUAUAGAAGAUCUACAAGAUGAUCACGACGAUCCUAAUGGAAGAGGAAGGAUCCUACGGCCUAGCAAUGUUAAUCGUGAGAAGCUGCUUGACUAUGCUAAGAAAGCUGCUCUCUACGCUACGGAGAAGAAAUCUACGAAGCUUCCUCACACGGACUGGAAGAUGCUUCCUAGAGGAGAUAAGGGGGAACCUGAUUGCUGCAUAUUUGAUUUCACAAAUCUCUACGCAGCAAGGGUGGCCGCACGUGUAACGGUAAGAAAGGGUCAACCUCUUCUUGGAGCAAUUGUAGGAGACAGCUUACUGGAACCCUUCUGGCCAGAAGGUUAA
Messenger RNA from Eurytemora carolleeae, 1337 nucleotides. Its product is annotated as F-actin-monooxygenase MICAL2. The transcript is spliced from 19 exons. The coding region runs from base 21 to 1337 and encodes 438 amino acids. Gene Ontology annotation, molecular function: oxidoreductase activity. The record is from RefSeq and is a predicted model, not a curated record. NCBI's taxonomy places the organism in Eukaryota, Metazoa, Arthropoda, Copepoda, Calanoida, Temoridae.